Molecule: messenger RNA, 761 nt
Organism: Eurytemora carolleeae
Lineage: Eukaryota; Metazoa; Arthropoda; Copepoda; Calanoida; Temoridae
Exons: 7
Coding region: 62-433 (123 amino acids)
Source: RefSeq, a predicted model, not a curated record
CUCCAAACCUCAAUGGAAUAACACUCUGUGCAAAAACUUAGGUGAACAGUUUCCGUCCAAAAUGAACUUUUUAGAGAAUCAUUUACAAAUAUUCGUUGUUUUAAUUACACUCAGCUCAACAUUUACGGAUUUCUCACAAGCUACUCCUGUAACUAAGGAGGGUUUUCAGUAUCAGUCUUUGGAACAAAAUGUGUCCCUUGAUAGAGUUAAAAGAGAGGAAUCUACAGAAAGUGGCAUGAGUGAGACCCCCGUAACUGAAGCAUUAAUGGAGGAUGAUGAUGAUGUGAAAAAAGGGCCUGGUCUCGGUUUUAUUAUAGGAGUUGCUACUCUGAUCUGCUUCAUUAUCUACAUAAUUGGAAUCACAUACAAAUUAAUAAAGAUCCAUAAGGGCACAUAUGUUGAAGAGGAGCCGAUAUUUCUCAAAUAUAAAUAGUUCACAAGGACAAAUUAAUAUAGAUGCAUUUAUAAAAACACUGGCUGCAGUUCACCAUGGUUGUACACUGGUUGUACACUAGUUGUACACUGGUUGUACACUGGUUGUAUACUACAUAGUUGUACACUGGUUGUAAACAUUUUAGCCGCUUUAAAUACAGGGUGUCCUACGAAACAUGACAAUUGGUAAAUAAUUUGGAAAGUCUUCUUUCCUAUGAUACUUUAACAGAUAUUAAACUUUUUGCCUUUAUUUCGUUCAAUAAAAUCUUUUACUAAAAUAUAUUUUACUUUAAAAUCAAUUUUACUAUAAUAUGACUACCAUAUUAAAG